This is a messenger RNA of Pestalotiopsis fici W106-1, 4065 nucleotides long. RefSeq lists its product as uncharacterized. The transcript is spliced from 2 exons. Gene Ontology annotation, molecular function: tubulin binding; phospholipid binding. Gene Ontology annotation, biological process: maintenance of protein location in cell cortex; establishment of mitochondrion localization; dynein-driven meiotic oscillatory nuclear movement. NCBI's taxonomy places the organism in Eukaryota, Fungi, Ascomycota, Sordariomycetes, Amphisphaeriales, Sporocadaceae. Bases 1 to 4065 code for a protein of 1354 amino acids. The record is from RefSeq and is a predicted model, not a curated record. Gene Ontology annotation, cellular component: mitochondrion; cell cortex.
AUGCCGGGAUAUCAAACUGAGCCUGAGGACAUGCUGAGCAGUGACCUCGCUGCAGCAACCCUGCCCACGCCGUCCGACACGCCAUUCCGGACACCAUCUAGAAGUUCAAGACGAUCGCGAAGAUCAGCAACACCCGAGAUCAGCUCAUCCCCCCCGCCGCCGUUGCCAUCGGAAAGGAAUGAUAGACAUUCGAAACGAUCCUCUAGAGAUGUCGUUGUGGAUGAAUCGAUUAGCAUUCUAGACCCUCGUCGAUUCACACCGACGCUCCACGCAAAUCUCGUCUCUGAGAUUCUCUCUUUGCGAAGAGAUCAGGAGGAGAAGCUAAAGUUUAUUGAGGGUCUCGAAGCUACGCUGCACAGCUCACGCGAAGAGCAGGAGUCUCUUCGGUCCAACUUGCUCAAAAAUGCCAAGGAGAGCCGUUCCUUAAAGCGCCAGCUCGCCUUGCUUGAGGGAGGCACCUCUUCUGCGCUAGGUGAAUUGUCCCAGGAACGUGAUGAGGCUGUCGACGCCAUCACGGACACCAAAAAACGGCUCGAGGUUGCACAGAAAAAGGCUCGCAGCCAGGAAGAAGACUCGCAAAGGACUCAUGAGCUGUGGGUCAAAGAGAAAGAUGAAUGGGAGGAGGAGCGCCGCAAAUACGAGAGAAAACUCCAUGUCGCAGAUACCCGACUCAAAGCUAUCCUUGACGAAGUGGCGCAGUAUCAGGCAUCACAGAGCCAGCGCCAACAGCAGAGUGACCCAGACCCAGAGGAUGGGGCCAAAGAUAAUGAUGCUGCCAGCAUAAGAAGCUUGGGGACCAGCGUGCGAUACUCAGUCGUUCCAGAUAAGAUGAACGGUCAUAGUCUUGCGGAUGAGCUCAACUUUGACGAUGACGAUGAAUACGAGACCGAGCCUGACGGCAGGCAAAGCGUCAUGUCUCAGCAAAGUCGUCACCAUGUGCGCAACUUUAGCCGAGAGAGUAUCUUGUCCAAGACGGCACAGAAGACGCACCGUCGCAACUUGAGUAGCGAAAGCUACGCUCGACCAGGUAGUGUUGCACGCGGGCGCUUGUACAUGAAUCAAACCGUGCUCGACAGGCUCGAGGGUGGAAUCCGUGAGGAUGAUGAAACGCCGUCUGCUCCGGCUCCGAAGCCAGAGUAUACAGACACCGGUGUGCAAUUUUCUCCGCCGCCCUCGCCGAAGAUGGCGCCAGUGAAGGCAAUGGCAGAGUCUAUCAAGACUGGGAAACCCCUUGAAAUCGAUGGUGCACCAAAGGCUGAAUGGGAGGCCAAUCAAAGCAGGAAACGUGUGCACGCUGCCAAACCUGUGCCAAUUGAGCCACCACCUGUGCUCAGAUCAAUGGUUUCCACAAGCUCUCAAACUCUGAGUGAACCGCUUAGCCCUCCUGCAACUCCAGUCAUGCCAUUACAAGUAGUCUCGUUGCCGACAGUCGAGGUGAAACCACUGGAAGCAACUAGGCCGCCCAUGAUCACCUCUGGUACACAAACCGAUGUCUACCCAUCUCCCACGCAACAGUCUCGUUCGGCCUCACCACUUCUCGUUCCCAGCAUCAGCAUUCAUCCCCCAACAUCUCGGGCAUCAUCUCCUCGGCCGCAUCGUUUGCCUCAAUAUGUGAAGGAUUUCGGCUGCCAAGUGACUAUCCUCGAGCCGGUACCAACCACAUCGACUGCCAUGCAGACGGAUGAAAUUCGAGUCGAUACACGUCUUGAUAAAUUACCCGCUCAUCUUCACCCCUCGGCCAUCUCGUCACGCCCAGUCUCACCGAACCCUCCCCUGGCCAUGCCCAACGAGGAUCUCAAAACUUUCACGCCACUGCCCGGCAACUUGCCUCCUCGGAAUCCUCGUCGGCUGACCAGCCAACCAAGUUUUACAUCGGAUCUCGUUGCUUCGCGACCCGUAUCCCCAGAAGAAACUCGUGAUGCGUAUCCCGGUAACAACGACAAUGGUUCUUUGUCGAGCAAAAAAGCGCCUUUCAAACGGCCACACCGGAUCAGCAGCCUGUUUACAGGAUUCGAGGAAGCCAGCUCCGAUGAGGACGAUUUGGCAGGCAGCGAUUCCGAGUUCCGCACUGCCUUGUCCUCGCCCCAGUCAAAGCCAAGCAAGCAUCGACAGACCGAGUCAAUCGUAACAACCUCGACCAUCGACCAGGCACCCGCUAUUCUAAAGCAAGCACGAAACACUAUCAAGCAAAUGAGUGCCUACAGUGCCUAUAAUGGCUUCAGCAUGGGCGAUGAACGGAAAUCACAUGGCCGUAAGCCUUCUGUCAAUAAACCCUCGUCAUAUCGCACUGGCGUCAUGCGCAAGUCAGCCAUGAUUCAGAAUGGGAUAGCAUCUCAUCAAGGGCGCUCACGGAGCCCUAGUCUGCAGAAUAUGAAAGACCCCCCUUUCCCUAUUCCCACGAGGGCGAGUUCGCGUCAGCCUGGUAUCAAUGUAAACAAUUUCAGCGACGGGCAACGCAGCCCCACGAGGUUCGGAGAACCACGGCAUCGACGGAGCGCCAGGGGUAGUAGGUCCUACCGAUCCAACAGCAUACGCAAGGCCCGUUCCGCAGCGGCUCUGCCACGUGGCUCCCGAUAUCGACAAGACAGCCGUUCACCACCACCGAUGACCCCAUCAGAAGCACCUGAGAGUCCUGGGCUACCACCGCUGCCAAGAAACGAUAUAACAACCCCACGACGUGAGAGCAGAGCGCCACGAGCCAGAAGUCAUCGCUACCAACCAUCAGUCACGACGGCAUACACCGAUGAUAACAUUGCGGUUGAGUCUGUUGCCAGCUCUCAACCAUCUCAACCGGCUUCAGGCGUUGUCGAAGCCAUUGCUCAAACCAUGGUCGGAGAGUGGAUGUUCAAGUAUGUCAGGAGGAGGAAAUCCUUUGGUAUGGCCGAAACAAAGGCCGAGGAGAACAGCAAUGACCGUCACAAGCGUUGGGUAUGGCUGGCACCGUACGAACGUGCUAUACUCUGGAGCAGCAAACAGCCAUCAUCUGGCAGUGCCCUCAUGGGCAAGGCUGGCCGAAAAUUGACGAUCCAGUCAGUAUUGGAUGUUAAAGACGAUAACGCCCCGCCUAGAGGCGCAGGACAGAUUUUCAACCGGUCUAUACUCAUCCUAACGCCUCAAAGGGCGCUCAAGUUUACAGCUGUAUCGGCAGAAAGACACUACCUGUGGCUCACGGCUUUGGCCUUCUUGGCCCAUUCGCAGCAGGCAGUUCCGGAUAUGAUCUCCCCAGCGGCACCUGCUCCCACGGGCCCAACAGCAGCAAAAUUAGCACCAGCGCCUACUCUGGCACCCAACAUUGGACCGCCUCCAUCCAAAGCCAAGAAGCCCGGCAUUCGCGACUCUAUUAUGCUUAAAAAGAGCAGGAGCCCAACAACACCAUCUGACUCUGCUACAAGCCCGAGACAGCUCGGGGAAGCAAUUGACUUCAAGACUGAUGCCUUGUCUGCAGCCUUGAAUCACCAGCGCGAUCUUUCGAGGGAUGUAGCAGAGCCACCAUUGAUACCUCGAUUCCACGACAGAUCCUCGGAAAGAGUGCAUGAGCGAGCCAACCAGGCGGGCCUCCACGGUCGCAAGAGAAGCAACACUGGUGGACACAUCCCACCGCCGCUGUCUUUCCGUGGCUUUUCAUCGCCACAACCUUCGCAUCAUCGAUACACUGACAGCACGGCUGGAAACAGCGUCAUCACAACUGGGUCAUCAGACCUCUAUCAACCAUCCACCAACGGACACUCGACCUGGGCCAUGAGCUCGGCGGCGUCUCGCUCGCAACGUACAUCCGACGCUUCUUCAAGACCGGGUAAUAAUUUCUUUGAAGCCAUUGGUACAAUCCGUAUGGAGGCGUUCAUCAGCCCUCUCGCCUUUCCCAGAGUCGAUGAGUAUCCCGAAGAUGAAGAGCUCCGAUACCGAGCUCGUAGACGCAGCAAGGAGAUUCGCCGCCAGAGGAGCCGAAGCAGACAACGUGAUAACUAUGGACCCCGUUCAGCGCGCGGCACAGACGACUAUUAUGGAGGAAGUAGGGCGGGCGAUGAGGAAGAUUACUUUAGGGACGAUCCCUUCAAAGGAUUCUGA